Messenger RNA from Dunckerocampus dactyliophorus (ringed pipefish), 1719 nucleotides. RefSeq names its product matrilin-3-like. The transcript is spliced from 7 exons. The coding region runs from base 190 to 1719 and encodes 509 amino acids. The record is from RefSeq and is a predicted model, not a curated record. NCBI's taxonomy places the organism in Eukaryota, Metazoa, Chordata, Actinopteri, Syngnathiformes, Syngnathidae. Gene Ontology annotation, molecular function: calcium ion binding.
AUUUCAGAAGUUGCCUCUUUUGGCUCGACCACCCUGAAUGCCAUCACUCACUGAGGUCAGGAGCUCAUGUGACCCACCCCCACCUCGAGUGACGAGGUUGGACUUAAGCCCCCCUCAUAUGAGGAGGUGCAGCAGAGGCUUGCUCAGCACAGACAGCGAGAGGAGACAGCAGACAGACCAAAGAGGAGGAUGAGGAUGAUGACGAUGAAGUAUUGGCUGUGGAGCAUCGUGUGCAGCGCCCCCUUGCUGCUGGUCGACGUGUUUGCCACCUACCAGGUCUUAGCAGCAAAGAGCUUUGCACAGAGCAGAAACAACGCCCGACCACCCGCCAGGACCCUCAACCUAGCAAUUCACAGAAGUGACUACACGUAUAGAGGAGGGUAUCACUACCACUACCAGCCACCAAGGAUCCCUCCAGCGGUAGUGUAUCCACCUUUUCCUCGAUCUCCUCCAGUGACUUACCACAGACACCCACAUGCUCCCAUGUGGCCCUAUCACCACACAUUCAAGGGACCACAGGUACCACGGGUGCCGCACAUUUACAAAGGCCCUGUAGCUCACCAUCCCCAGCAUAAACUCAAAGGCCUCUUACCUUACCACUCGAAAAAAGGCCCUUGCCCGACAAAAUCCAACCCCACUGUUGCGACUACGCCUGUGGUGUACCUUCCGGCCGUCCCUCCCACCCUGCGGCAAACCACACCGCCACCCCUGCCACCGACGACAGCUGCGCCGCUAACAACCGCCAUGCUGGUGGUGACCACUACUGCACCGCCUGCCGUGGAGACCACCACUCCAGUGCCGGUCAGUACCCAAAGCGGCCCCAUCACCACCGUCAGUCCUGUGGAGACAGCUAGCAACAGGCGUGGAGCAGAGACAGACUCUCAGUGCAGGAGCCGCCCCUUGGACCUGGUCUUCAUUAUCGACAGCUCACGUAGCAUUCGUCCUGGUGAUUUUGAGAAGGUCAAGAUAUUCCUGGCGGACAUGGUGGACACGUUGGUAGUGGGCUCGGAUGCCACCAGAGUAGCCGUGGUCAACUACGCCAGCACAGUCAAGAUCGAAUUCCUGCUCAAGGACCACUUCAGCAAAGCCGACAUGAAGAAGGCCAUCUCUCGGAUCGAGCCCCUGGCCUCAGGCACCAUGACGGGUUUGGCCAUUAGGACGGCGUUGAACGAAGCCUUCACCGAGCAGUCCGGAGCCCGACCUCGCUCUAGGAACAUCUCCAAAGUGGCCAUCAUCGUGACGGAUGGUAGACCUCAGGACCAAGUGGAGGAGGUGUCCGCUACCGCCCGGGCUGCGAGAAUCCAGAUCUACGCAGUCGGGGUGGACCGUGCCGACAUGGCGUCUCUGAGGCAGAUGGCCAGCUUACCUCUGGAUGACCAUGUCUUCUACGUGGAGACGUACGGCGUUAUUGAGAAGCUCACCUCCAAGUUUCGGGAGACCCUGUGCGGUCUGGACCCCUGUGCCGUUGGAAAUGACUGCGAGCACACUUGCAUCAACAGCAAUGCCUCCUUUUACUGCAAGUGCCGCAAUGGUUAUAUCUUGAAUGCGGACCAGAAAACAUGUUCCCUGAAACAGGUGAAAGCCGAGGUGGUGGCGGAUCCUUGCAAGUGUGAAGCCAGACUGGCUUUCCAGAAGCAGACGCAGGCCGCCAUCCAACAGCUCACUGCCAAACAUAUCCUUCCUGUUUUAAACAGCACACACUUUAAGCACCCUCUAUGA